AACAAACCUUGUUCUUAAUCGGUUGUAAUUCUUCGUUUGUGUUGCGGCAUGUGUCCGAAAAUUCCCAAUCACGUAAAUUCAGAAAUGGAUUCGAACGUUUUUCAGAGCGAGUGAGCAUUUUAAAAACUUAAUCCCCCUUUUAGUAUAUAAAGGUCGGGCGAAAAAUGUCCAGCAUCUCAGUUCUGAGUCCGAUCCAAAGGAAUAACUAUGAUUUUGGCAAUAGCUAUCCUUUUUUGUAGUUGCGUCACUUUGCAAGCAAGUGACUACCCAUCAUACUACAUCAGUGAAUAUCCAGUACCACGAAGUGCUGAGGAGUUCCUUCAAGAGGGCUACGGAGACAAAUACGGAGAAGAUUACGACCAGGAUAAUCUGAAGAAAUUUCGGAAGUAUCAGAAAAAUUAUGGAGACAAAUAUGAGGAAGAUUACGACCAGAGUAAUCUGAGGAAAUUGCAGAAAUCUCAGGAAAAAUACGGCGCUGGUAAGUACAACGACGAACAAGACGAGUAUCUUCGAGAUCUGGCCCGAAAACAAGCACACAAAAGUGGAGCCGAGGCUUCCCUGAAACUAAAAGGUGGGGAAAAGGGUCAUGAGAGCAACGCCUAUGAUCGUGGAUCGUACGAGAAAGAGAAGAAAUAUGGAUACGAAAAGGCCUACGGUUAUGAAAAAGAAGUUAAAAACCACGACAAGAAGGCUGUUUCUUCAAGUUUUGCAAAGGAUUAUAACCACAACGAAAAGAAAGCCAACUACAAAGAAGAAGAAGCUGCUUUUAAAGACCGUGAGUUAAAGAACAAGAAACGAAAAUCUGGAUCCCAAUCUGAAGCUGCCAAAGAUUUUCUACUAGAUCUGAACGAGAAAGUAAACCGUGGGAAGAAAUAUAUUUCCAAAUACGGUAAUGAGAAUAACGACCAGCAAAAAAUUGGAUUCGUCCAACAGCCCGUUCGUAUAUACAAAUCUUUCAAACGUCCCGUUUACGUGAAGAGUUACGAACCUGAAGAUCGAAGUGGUUACAACAAAAACCGAUACUUCCCAGGACUUGGACUUCAGGGUUAUGGCAUGGAAUACGAAUUCAAUCCUUACCGUAGCAACUAUUUAGAUGAAUUUCUUUCUGCUGAUCAAGGGAUGAAAGUGCCUUUAAUCAACCCCUAUGGACAGUAUCAAGGUUAUUAUUCAAAAUCAAGUUAAGUUGGUGAUAUUGUUUUGCUGCUGGAUGGAUUUUUGGGUUUAGAUUCUUAUGUGAAUAUCCAUGAGAACAAAGAGUAUUUAAAUUAAUGUUUGUAUGUUGUGUUUGUUAUAGGUAUUAUUUUUAUA
Molecule: messenger RNA, 1308 nt
Organism: Uloborus diversus
Lineage: Eukaryota; Metazoa; Arthropoda; Arachnida; Araneae; Uloboridae
Exons: 2
Coding region: 208-1182 (324 amino acids)
Source: RefSeq, a predicted model, not a curated record